GAUAGCGGGCUUGGACUAGGAUAAGGCUUUCAGGGCUGUAAUAAAUAGAGUCGGACAUGUCCCAUACGUAGCACAGUUGGGGUUCCGGCAUUCCCGUCCCAAAUCGGGAACAAACCCCCGGUUCUCCCUCUUGCUCUUCGGCUUUGCCCGUAUGCCCUUUUUUUGAAAGCCUAUCCACGUGUUACUUGUGCCGUAUGCAAUUAUGAACUGGACGGCGGCGCACCUCGCGUGCGUCUUGCUGCUGACAACAGCCCGGCUCUGCAAUUCCUUUACACAAUACUGGUACGACGCUACCGCCCUUAAGAGGGACUUCGGCGUCUCAUUACCCUACAAGCCUACUUGCGGGGAACACCCCUCCACGUCAGUAUUACCGUCGCUUUCGGUCCAUGGCUCUCCAGUCAUAGAUGGGACCAUUGCUUUCGUGUUUGCUGAUGCUUCCACCAACUCUCCGUCGGACACGCUUUGCCCGGGAGGAACCUACAAGGUCACGGUGUCCUUCAAGGAGAAGCGCCUGGCCCUCCUCAGCGCCAACUCCUCCAGCGUCAACUUCACGGAUCCCUCUCCCACACCCUCAUGCACCAACCAAGUGGAUCUGGGUAACAACAUGAACUCCGGGGCCGCCCUCAGCUUCACGGCCGUGUUCAAGGUGCCUUGCAGCGCUGCGAGCACCGUGCUGCUGUUCAUGGUGACCUCUGCGGGCACCAGCACCGCCACCCGGGGGUGGAGCCAGAACAGCAGGACACUCAGCGUGGCCAAGAGCUGCCCCUCCGUGUAUUGUCCCCCGCCUCCUCCGCCACCAUCUCCCCAUCCCCCAUCACCUAUACCGCCUUCGCCCCGUCCGUCACCUCCCUCCCCGCCGUCGCCCCGUCCAUCACCGCCCCCACCCCCCGCACCUCGCCCCUCACCACCCCCUCCCCCCUCACCACGACCUCCGCCACCCUCCCCACCGUCACCGCAGCCACGGCCACCGUCGCCCCUACCACCCUCCCCGCGACCCUCGCCCCCACAACCACCGUCCCCCCGACCAUCCCCACCCCCACCGCCCCGACCGCCAUCGCCCCGACCCUCACCCCCACCGCCUCCAUCCCCACGGCCAUCACCGCCCCUUCCCCCGUCGCCGCAACCACGACCUCCCCAGCCGCCGUCACCGCCUCCCCGUCCCCCGGCACCCCGACCACCAUCACCCCGGCCCUCCCCACCCUCCCCACGGCCGCCAUCUCCCCCGGGCAUGCCCUCUCCAUUACCCCCCGCCACGCCGCCAUCUCCUCCCACCCACCCCAGCCCGCCUCUCAACUCCUCCUCAACGCAAUCGCCCGUAUCCCUCCCAUCACCCUCGUCCUCUCCUCCUUCUCUCCCCUCGCGCUCCCUACUUCCCAACCCGCCUCCCUUUUCAUCGUCGCCUCCCUCGUCGAAGCCCUCCCCGCCGCCGUCGGACAUCCAGAUGUCGGAAGGCUCUCCACCGCCGCCUCCUAGCACCGCGGUCCCCCAGGCUGCCACCAGCUGCACUCGCAGCACCCUGGGCUACCAGUGCAUGGCGCAAAAGGGCAAGGUCACGAUCCACUGGACUGUCAACACCACCACUGCACCCAGCAACCCCUGCACGCCCGCCACGCGAACCGAGCUGCAGGAAGCGGAGGUCGCCCAGAGCGGCUCGCUGCACAUGGCGAUCCAAGCCGCCGUGACAGGCUACGUGGCCUUGGGCUUUGGCUCCGACCCUGAGGAGAUGUACCCGAGUGACAUCGUGCUGGGCUACGUGCAGAGCAGCGGCGCGGGAUACCUCAAGACGUUUUUCGCGGAGGAGGAGGAUUUGGACGAGAAGGACGUGUGGCCUCCCUCCGGCUCGUCCAGCUGGGCGUACGACAGCGGGGUGCUGCAGAACUCCUCCUCUGGCGUCACCACCCUGUGCUUCAGUCGCCGACUGCGGGACGACCGAGCCAAGGCAUCACCCGACCUGCGGGCGGCCACCGGAGGGGCAGUGGCAGCGGGGGCAGCAAGGCGGAGACUGGCGGCAUCACAGGAUGCCGGUCUGGGCCUCUCUUGGGCCGUCAGCAACACGCGCGGCCUGGUGCAACACACCAGCAGUAACGUGGGCGGCUUCUUCCUGGAUGUGACCAGUGGUGGCUCCGCUGACGCCACCGCGGACGCCAAGUUCUGGAUCGACGUGCACGGCGUGCUGAUGACGGUCGCAUGGCUGCUGCUGCCCCUGGGUGCCCUGCUGCCCUCGCACCGGUGGGUAUUCCGCGGCAAGGAGCUGUUCGGCAAGCAGAUCUGGUUCCUGGGCCACGUGGUGUGCCAGUGGGGCGGCAUGGCGCUGUUCAUCGCGGGAUUCGUGGUGCUGUACAUCAAACUGGAGAUCGAGGAGGACAGCAUGCCGGGUGGCGACGUGGGGGAGGCGCACCAGAAGAUCGGAAUCGCGGUCAUGGCGGCUGCGGUAGCUCAGAUGAUUCUGGGACACGUGCGGCCCGACCCGAAACACCCGCGACGAGGACUGUGGAACUUGCUGCACCACAACCUGGGUCGGUUGAGUGUGCUGGUUGCGUCGGCCAACAUCUACAUCGGCAUCUACAUUUACCAUGUGAGCCAGUGGCAGGCCAGCUACAAGCACUGGAUCCUGCCCAUUGCCAUCGUGAUGGGAGCACUGUUGAUGCUCGACAUCGUGCUUCGCUUCAUGGCGCCCGACGCCCCUCCUGCGGCUGCCGGUGCGGCCGCCCCCCCGCAGCAGCUGCAGCUGCAGCCGCAAGCGCCGCCCAGCCCAGGAGGCAAGGUCGCAUGGAACUCCGGCGGCGGAGCCCCCUACCCUGCUCCUCCGGGCACCACCCCUUACCCGCCGCCGGGAACUGCAGCCCCCUACCCACCACCUCCGGGCCACGCAGUGCCCUACCCACAGCCAGGCAACGCAGUCCCCUACCCACAGCCAGGCAACGCAGUGCCCUACCCUGCCGCAUACCCACCGCAUCCCGGAACUGCAGUCCCCUAUCCUCCUGCCGCCAGUGCACCCCCCUACCCGGCCGCAUAUCCACCGGCGGCCGGAGUCCCCUACCUGCAUGCGGGCAGUGCAACGCCUCCGUACCCGCCGCCGGCGGGAGGCGGAGUCUCAUACCCGGCACCUCUGUACAAUGUGCAGCAGCAAGGACAGCAAUUCGCCUAGCCGGCUCGUAGAUAAUGGGUAGUGGAUUAUGGUGGUAAUGGAGUGAUUGCCCGUGUGGAGAGCGCCGUGUGAGUGAGAGGCUGUGGUAUGCCCCCCCAUGCAUGGGCGUUUGGUUGCUAGGAGAGAGGUGCCAUGUAGGGGAUAAUUCCGUGAACCUACCGGUAUGCACAAAUCGAAAGCUGGACAAGUUGUGCUGCAGUGAGCCUCAACUUGUGGUCCCGCUUUCCCGAAGAAGAGCUGCAUUUAGUGAGCAGGUGCCGUGCGAUAUACGUAGGAGGCCGCAUGACUGUCGCUCGUGACCAGCCAUGCCUCAGUCCUUAUUUGUGCAUGUGGGCGUGUUCGCGUCAUGUGAGCCGGGUUGUGACUUGUGAGGCGAACCCGCGCGUGAUUUUCCCGGCAAGAUGGUGGGGGUUUCGUUGGUUUGUUGGCGUGUGGCAUGGGCCACAUCCUGCCAUGUUUGGUACGAAUGAUGCUACUUCCUACGUACGGUGUAAGUUGUUGAGCGCUGCUGGGUUGAGCACUGUCGUUCGUGAAUACCCGGUGAUUGUUGCCGGGGUCGUAUAUCGGUAUGUCGUUGCAUGGAUGGGUUAAUUGAACGAAUGAAUGACCCUACUAACACGCACAUAAUGGACCUACCAACGGUGGUGUUGUGAGGUGGAGCCCUGGUGUCUUCGCUUGAUAAUAAUGAGAGAGGAUGUAUGGGGAGCUGCAGAGCCCUGCCGGUUGACAUGGCACAUGGGCGUCAACUGCAGCAUGCAUGCCCGCAACGUCCUGGGGAACUGUGAAUAUCGCAGUACAACGUACCGAAAUAAACGUACAUGCUGUAACACCAGACAGGCA
Astrephomene gubernaculifera is the source of this 3988-nucleotide messenger RNA. The record is from the annotation of a GenBank genome assembly. NCBI's taxonomy places the organism in Eukaryota, Viridiplantae, Chlorophyta, Chlorophyceae, Chlamydomonadales, Astrephomenaceae.